AUGUCCGGCAUCCGGUUGGCUGGUUCCGCUCUCCGCGAGCUUCGAAUUCAUUUGUGCCAAAAGUCCGAUGCAAGCAAAGGAGUCCGUGACUUUUUAUUGAAGGAAUAUGCCCCGUUGAAGAAGAGUAAUGCUGAUUUCCCGAUCUUGAUCAGAGAGUGUUCGGGUAUUCUACCUAAGGUUUGGGCUCGGUGAGUUCGUUUUGUUUUUUGGAUUAUUGUUUAGGAAGUUGAAUCUUGCGGUAAGGGUUUUGCUUUGGGUCGAGUGAGGCUUACUAGAAUGGACGUUUAGUUCUUUAGAAACUUCCCGCAUUUGGUUAGGUAACUAAAGUGUUGACAUUUUAUGAUUUAUCUCAGAUUACUUUAACAUAGUAAGUGUCAGGUUGAUUUAUCGAGUUUUGAUCGGAGAUUGGAAAGGUCCCCGCGGAGUUUGUAUUUUUUUGUACAACGUUUACUUGAUUUACUGAUUAUUUUUCGUUUUAGGUACGACUUUGGCGUUGAACGAGUAGUUGAAUUGGAAAAUAAGUCCGCCGAUCAAGUCCGAGCCGUCAUUAGCGAUCUGGCUGCCUCGCGGUAG
This is a messenger RNA of Bursaphelenchus xylophilus (pine wood nematode), 573 nucleotides long. The record is from the annotation of a GenBank genome assembly. Lineage: Eukaryota; Metazoa; Nematoda; Chromadorea; Rhabditida; Aphelenchoididae.